AAGCUAGAGUCUGUGCAGACUAAACUCAUGUCUGUGCGGUUCAGCGGCAGAGUCUUGCGCACGCUUGGAAAUCUCGCGACAUCUGCGCGCGCGGAGCACUAAAGCGCUGCUGUGUCAACACCCCGCGCGCACACAUCGCUCCUCAGCCUGCCGAGAAAUUCACUCUUCUGCGAUGAGAUUAUGAUGAAUGCAGUCUGGGCUGUCGAUAGUGUAAUGGAAUUGAGGUGAGAAUGGCACUUUAUCAGUCAAAAUCAACCAAAAUGGGAAAGUCGAGACUGUUCCGCAUUUUUAUGAUAGUGGGUGCCAUCUUCAUGAUCCUUCUUAUAAUCAUAUACUGGGAUGAUGUGGGGGCCUCAAAUUUUUACCUGCACACAACCAUCUCUGGAGCCCAUCCGUCACGACUCUCUCCACAGAGCCGUCGUGACCCAGAAAAGAAAGUAGAGGAAGACAAAGAGGGCUCGUUUUUGACGGACAUUGAUGCUUUUGUCAACCAGUUUUUAGAAGGAACCGCAGACCCCACGGAACAGGUGAGAGGAGAACCGCCCCCGGGAGACCCCCACAAUCAGUCCUCUGAGAAAGCAGAGGAGAAAUUUGUCCCGAGACGAGAGUGGAAGAUCCAUCUGACGCCAAUUGACCCUGAGAAAAAACAAAGGCAGGAGAGUAGAAAGCAGCUGAUCCAAGAUGUGUGCAGUAACAAAAGUUACUUUGACUUCCCCGGAAAGAACAGGACUUUUGACGACAUACCCAAUAAAGAGUUGGAUCACCUCAUCGUGGACGACAGGCAUGGGAUCAUUUACUGUUAUGUUCCCAAGGUGGCCUGCACAAACUGGAAGCGCAUCAUGAUCGUGCUGAGCGAGAGCCUGUUAUUGGACGGGCUGCCCUACCAAGACCCUCUAGAUGUUCCUCAGGAGCUCAUCCACAACAGUAGCCUGCACUUCACCUUCAAUAAGUUCUGGAAGCGUUAUGGAAAGUUCUCACGGCACCUCAUGAAAAUCAAGCUCAAGAAAUAUACCAAGUUUUUGUUCAUCAGGGAUCCCUUCGUGCGACUGAUCUCUGCCUAUCGCAACAAAUUCGAACAAGAGAACGAGGACUUCUACAAAAGAUUCGCAGUCAUCAUGUUGAGAAAAUACAGCAAUUACACGGAUCCACCGGCAUCGGUCGUGGACGCUUUCGCUGCUGGGAUUCGUCCGUCUUUCUCCAAUUUCGUUCAGUAUUUAUUGGAUCCUAACACUGAAAAAGAGAUGCCUUUCAACGAGCACUGGAGACAAAUGUACCGUCUUUGCCAUCCCUGCCAGAUAAAUUAUGAUUUCGUGGGGAAGCUGGAGACCUUGGAUGAGGACGCUGAGCAUUUGUUGCGGAUUCUUCGCGUUGACAAUGUCGUUGAAUUCCCCCGAAGUCAUCGCAACCAAACGGUCAGCAGUUGGGAGCAGGACUGGUUCGCCAGCAUACCGUUGGAGUCCAGAAAAGAGCUGUAUAGGCUAUAUGAAGCUGACUUUAAACUGUUUGGAUAUUCCAAACCAGAGAAGCUGGUACAUGAGUGAUACGCUUAUCGCCAACUUUACUGCGGUGAUGACAAGAUUUUCACAGCACAAGAAACAGGGCAAUAGGAGCUCCUGCUGCUUGGUUCUUAAUGUGCGGCUCUCUUACAUGAUGCUGUUUAUAAAGGCCCUUUCACAUGACCGGCGUCCAGAUGUUUGGCUAGUUCACAUGGUCCAGUAGGUAGAUACUCAUUGAAUCGUCUGCUUCCAAGAAGCAUCUUUCUCCAUUGACAGCUAAAAGUACGGCACCCACACAUGAAUGAAGAAUUUGUUUCCACAACUUAAUUUGUUCCCUCAUUUUAGUUAAAUUGUGGCCACUGAUCUAUAAUAGAAAAGUGAAAGUCAUGAAAGUGAAGCCGUGCGCCGCCAUAUUGCUAAUCCCUAGUAUUCCCAUACAUUCCAUUGAAUUAAUAGGAAAUCGUACGAAUUUAAUGAUAAAAACAUCACCUAAUAAGUUAGUGUUUUUAAAUUUGAAGUAUCUCUGUACACUCUUACAAUGCAAACACCAUAGGUAUGUAAACGGUUAUUUUUUUUCAAUGUCGAAAAUUUCCCUACUUAUUAAAAAGCUAUGUUUAUCACAGUAGCGAACAUCAUGAACAUGAUAAUCAUCAGACAUACACGACCUCAACAAAUAACAAAUAGCUCAUUCUGAAAUCUGAAGAAAGAUUUACGCUUUGUAUACACAUAUACCUUUAUUCGCCUUGUACAGUUAUUAAUUGUUUAUAUAUUUUUUUAAGUGUUUUUUUAUUCGUACAGUAGGUGCUAGCUGCAAAUGUUUCAACAAUAAUUUCAAUAACCCCAUACAUUUUGAAGCAGGUAAUUAUUUAAACGGUGGUUAAAUUAAUAAUUUUUUUAUCAUACAACAUUUUACAUGGUAACGGUAAUGCUAGUAAACAUUUGCGCAAUCAUGGAGAGUCUGAAAUAGAUCAAUCAGGACAUUAAAAAUAUACACAUCAUAAUUUAUUCA
This is a messenger RNA of Carassius carassius (crucian carp), 2505 nucleotides long. Its product is annotated as carbohydrate sulfotransferase 12-like. Bases 231 to 1541 code for a protein of 436 amino acids. Lineage: Eukaryota; Metazoa; Chordata; Actinopteri; Cypriniformes; Cyprinidae. The record is from RefSeq and is a predicted model, not a curated record. Gene Ontology annotation, cellular component: membrane. The transcript has 2 exons. Gene Ontology annotation, molecular function: sulfotransferase activity. Gene Ontology annotation, biological process: carbohydrate biosynthetic process; proteoglycan biosynthetic process.